UGUCAGUGAAAUGUUACGUCGGUGGUCGACACUACUUCGCGGGUCGCCCGCUUUGCCAUGGCGGCAAUUCUCUAGUACUUCCGACGGACAUGUCGACUACAUCGAAGGUGUGAAGUUGUUGCAGCUACAGGACGUGGACAGCGCGAUCUCGCGAUGGACGUCGGCGGCGGACGCAGGCCAUGCCAAGGCCUCGAGUGCCCUCGGGCACCUCUACUUGCUUGGGAAAGGUGGCGUUGUCGAGCAAAACUUGCCACGAGCAGCGCAAUACCUCAAGCAAGCUGCCGACCAAGGUCAUGCCAAUGCGUGCCACCAGCUAGGUCGCAUGCACCUCCUUGGGUUGCAUUUUGCCGUCGACGGCGCGGCAGCGUUGCAGUGGUGGGAACGUGCGGCCGAACAAGGGCACACGGCGGCGCAGUACGAUCUCGGGUACAUGUACGACAAGGGCGUGCAUGUGCCCGCGGACAAGUCGAAAGCGUUCAAACUGUUCUCCCAUGCAGCUAAGGAAGGCAUGCCCGAAGCCAUCCGCGCCGUCGGCAACGCGUAUCUUGUCGGCGACGGCGUCGAGGCCAAUCCCGCCAAGGCGUUCAAAACGUUUCUGAAAGCGGCCGACACGGGCAACGUCCAAGCGCGCUUCGACGUCGGGGCGUGCUACGCGCUCGGUCGCGGGACCGACGUGGACUUGGCCAAAGCCGCCGCGUCCUUCUUCCUGGCGGCGGAAGGCGGCGUUCCGGAGGCGCAGCUGUGUCUGGCGCAGCAGUAUGAGUUUGGCCGAGGGGUGGAAGCGGAUUUGGCCAAGGCCAAAGAAUACUAUACGAUGGCGGCUGCGAAGAACGUGCCCGAAGCCAUCGCCCGACUUAAGGACUGGCCGAACUGAAUCACUUGAAGCUACAGUUUGUGGCUGUUUGUAAAUAGACGAUACGUUCAAGCAACAACUUGAAAUGAAGGGAAUAUUUCUAGUGC
Messenger RNA from Aphanomyces astaci, 960 nucleotides. RefSeq lists its product as hypothetical. Gene Ontology annotation, molecular function: protein binding. The record is from RefSeq and is a predicted model, not a curated record. Bases 11 to 874 code for a protein of 287 amino acids. Lineage: Eukaryota; Oomycota; Saprolegniomycetes; Saprolegniales; Verrucalvaceae. The transcript has a single exon.